Molecule: messenger RNA, 3580 nt
Organism: Gambusia affinis (western mosquitofish)
Lineage: Eukaryota; Metazoa; Chordata; Actinopteri; Cyprinodontiformes; Poeciliidae
Product: NLR family CARD domain-containing protein 3-like
Exons: 12
Coding region: 378-3230 (950 amino acids)
Molecular function (GO): protein binding
Source: RefSeq, a predicted model, not a curated record
CAGGAUGGAGGAGAAGAAAGAAAACCUAACUGAUUCAGCUCACCUGCCAAACCAGAUUUCUUACCUGUUCCACUGGGACCCCACCUUACUGAAACAUUUCUCAAUCUCCGCCUCAUUCCAGAUUAUUGACGAGUCAGUUGAGAUUCAGCGUUUUCCUCCAAGCCUUCAGUGUUUCUACGACCCUUUCUGCUCACGGAUUGACCCCUCCUGCCCUCUCUGUAUGAUUAUCAUCGAAGUCCCUGGAUGUUGCCUUUUGGACCUCUGCUAGUGCUUCCACAGAAGCCUGUUCAGUCCAGUUGCCUGCACCUCCCUAUCAUCAGACCCUCAGUUCCUCUGCUCCACCCGUCCGCUGCUCCAUAGUGACUAAAACCUGGAAGAUGGAGGUACAUGUGGAGGAACAAAAGGAUAACUCCAGCAGUUCAGCCAACAGGAACAAACCUGAAUCCUCAGACAUAAAAGAUCAGAGUCAGAGAACAGAGUCUCCACAAUCUGACCAUGUAUUAAAGAAAACCAAGUCCAUCCAUGAACCUCUAAAUUUCGGAGAUGAUCUUCAUCCCUUGGACACAAAAGAUCAGAGAUCAGAGUCUCCACAAUCUGACUGUGUAUCUAUGAUGAGUGACAAGUCCAUCCCUGAACCUCCAAAUUUCAGAGAUCAUCCUCAACCCUUGGACACAAAAUCCAGAAGAAGCGACGGACUGCAGAGAGACAGUCAAGGCAGCUCUAUGCCAGUAUCUUUUGGUCUACCUGAUGUUUUAGCGGAACAUAAGAACACUCAAAGGAUGAGAUGUGAAUCUGUGACUGAAGGAAUAGAUGAAGCAGGAAUUACAACCUCUUUCAAGAGGAUCUUCACUGAUCUCUACAUCACAGAGGGACAGAGUACAGAGGUUAAUACCCAGCAUGAGGUGGAGCAGCUGGAGACAGCUUUCAAAAUCCAGGACUUCCUUGACAAACCAAUCAGGUGCCAUGACAUCUUUAAAGCCUUCCCUGACCAAGAUGGACCCAUCAGAGUGGUUCUGACCAUUGGUGUUGCUGGUGUUGGAAAAACCUUCUCAGUGCAGAAGUUCACUCUGGACUGGACAGAAGGCUUGGAGAACCAAGAUGUCAGUGUGGUGGUUCUGCUUUCAUUCAGGGAGCUGAACUUGAUCAGAGAUGAGCAGCACAGUCUUCUCACGCUGCUCCAUGUUUUCCAUCCAACACUCCAGAAGCUCCCAGCAGAGCAGCUGGCUGUCUGCAAACUUCUCUUCAUCUUUGAUGGCUUGGAUGAAAGCAGACUUUCACUGGACUUCAACAACAGUCCGCUGGUUUCUGACGUCACACAGAAGUCAUCAGUCAAUGUUCUGCUGACAAACCUCAUCAAGGGGAACCUGCUUCCCUCGGCUCUCAUCUGGAUAACUUCCAGACCUGCAGCGGCCAAUCAGAUUCCUCCUUCGUGUGUUACCAGGGUAACAGAAGUACGAGGCUUCACCGAUACCCAGAAGGAGGAGUAUUUCAGGAAGAGGUUCAGUGAUGAAGAGCUGUCCAGCAGAAUCAUCUCCCACAUCAAGACCUCCAGGAGCCUCCACAUCAUGUGUGGAAUCCCAGUCUUCUGCUGGAUCACUGCUACAGUUCUGGAGAACAUGUUGACCUCAGAGCAGAGAGGAGAGCUACCCAAGACCAUGACUGACAUGUACUCACACUUCCUGUUAGUCCAGACAAAGAGGAAGAGGUGUCAUGGAGGACAUGAAAUAAAUCCACAGGAGCUGAUGAAGGCUGAAAGGGAAUUUCUUCUGAAGCUGGGGAGGCUUGCAUUUGAUAACUUGGACAAGGGAAAAUUACUGUUUUACCAAGAAGACAUUGAGCAUUGUGGCCUUGAUGCCACAGAGGUCUCAGUGCAUGCGGGGCUUUGUACAGAGAUUUUUAAAAAAGAGAAAGGCAUCCUUGAAAAACCAAUUUACUGUUUUGUUCAUCUGAGUAUUCAGGAGUUUCUAGCUGCAGUUUACAUGUUCAACUGUUUCACAAAGGAAGACACAGAGGUGUUGAACAAAUUCCUAGGAAACACAUCCAGUGAAUUAUCUCUGGUAGACUUCAUGAAAGUAGUUGUAGAGAAGUCACUCAGAAGUGAAAAUGGCCACCUGGACUUGUUUGUUCGCUUCCUUCAUGGUCUCACUGUGGAGUCCAAUAGGAGACUACUGGCAGGUCUGUUGAGUCAGACAGAGAACAAUUCAGAAACCUUUCAGACAAUCAUCAACAAUUUAAAUGAGAUGAACACUGAGGAUAUCUCUACGGACAGAAGUGUCAACAUCUUUCAUUGUUUGAUGGAAAUGAAGGACCUUUCAGUUUAUCAGGAGAUUCAAGAGUUUCUGAAGAAUAAGGAAAGAUCCAGGAAGAAACUGUCUGAGAUCCAUUGCUCUGCUCUGGCCUACAUGCUGCAGAUGUCAGAUGAGGUUCUGGAUGAGCUGGACUUGUGGAAGUACAGAACAUCAGAGGAGGGACGGCGGAGACUGAUUCCAGCUGUGAGGAACUGCCGAAAGGCUCGAUUCCUUAGCUGUGGACUCUCAGAUACUCACUGUGAAGUUUUGACCUCAGCUCUGAAGUCCAAUCCCUCCCAUCUAGCAGAACUGGAGCUGAGCGUUAACGACAGCCUGAGCGACUCUGGACUGGAGAGUCUGUGUGCUGGGCUGGAGAGUCCAAACUGCAGGUUGAAGGCUUUGAGAUUGUUUUAUUGCAGGUUGUCAGAGAUCAGCUGUGCUCGUCUGAUCUCAGCUCUGAAGUCCAAUCCCUCCCAUCUGACAGAACUGGACCUUAGCAGGAACAAAGACCUUGGAGAUGCUGGAGUUAAGCAGAUCUGUGGCUUUUUGGAGAAUCCACUAUGCCAACUACAAACUCUCAGACUGAUUGACUGCAGCUUGUCGGAAAGCAGUUGUUCUUUUUUGGUCUCAGCUUUGAAGUCCAACCCUUCUCAUCUGACAGAGUUGGACCUGAGCUGGAACAAAGACCUGAAAGAUGCUGGUUUGAAGGAGCUCUGUCACUUUCUGCAGCUUCCUCUCUGCAGAAUUCAGACACUAAGAUUGAUAGAGUGCAGUUUGUCUGAGAUCAGCUGUGAUUCUCUGGUCUCUGCUCUGAAGUCCAACCCCUCCCACCUGACAGAACUUGACCUGAGCUACAACAAGUUGGAAGAUCCCAACUUUCAGCCGCUCAUAGAGCUCAUGGAGAGUCCAGAUUAUGAACUUAAAACUCUGCAGUGGAAUUGAAAGAGACGUGACCUGAUGCUCCAUAAAGCAACAAAAGUUUGAACAAACCGACUCAUUCAGAGCAAUUAUGUAUAAUUAAUGAUGUAUUUUGUUCUUGUACGUUUUCCGGUAGACUCAGUCCUGUUCUGUCAUAGUUGGUUAUUAUACCUUAAGGAUUUCUUUGCACAAACUGUUGAAGAACCAUUUAAAAUGUUAAAGGGAAGAUUCUUAUACUCUCUUUUUAUUACACCAAUUGCUACCCUGUUUGUUUUUUGAAUGUUGUUGCCCAGGUUUUAAUUAUCAUUAAAAGUAUAAAACCUGGAUAUGAAUUAAAGAAUAAAACAUUUUUGCUGUCAAAGUUUUACUGUAGG